Molecule: messenger RNA, 3845 nt
Organism: Eubalaena glacialis (North Atlantic right whale)
Lineage: Eukaryota; Metazoa; Chordata; Mammalia; Artiodactyla; Balaenidae
Gene: GPHN
Product: gephyrin
Exons: 25
Coding region: 532-3000 (822 amino acids)
Biological process (GO): glycine receptor clustering; postsynaptic neurotransmitter receptor diffusion trapping; establishment of synaptic specificity at neuromuscular junction
Cellular component (GO): cytoplasm; postsynaptic specialization; postsynaptic membrane
Molecular function (GO): molybdopterin molybdotransferase activity
Source: RefSeq, a predicted model, not a curated record
CGCCCAGGAGCGUUCCCCGGUCCUGCUCGGGCUGCGCCGGCUCCUUCCCGCUCCCAGCACUCGGCAACCGAGCUCUUACUCCUCCCCUCACUCUCCACGAGUUCCACGAUUCUCGGUGUAGCUCCGCCCCUGUCCCCGAGUCCGCCCCCGCGACCUCCCGAGCUUGUGCUCUCCUUUCCCCUCAGUCUCCUGCCGUCCAGCGGCCCUGGGUCUCGCGCUGCGCAAAGCGACAAGAGUCUCUCCCGCCUCGCUCCUACGCCUCCGCGCGCUCUCCCUCAGCAGCCACCGCGUAACCCACCCGCAGCUCGCUGUCUCGGACCCGGACUCGGGGUCGCGCGCCCUGACUCCGCCUACUCCCCCCGCGGACUCGCGCCCUCCGGGCCCGGCCUCUCGCUUGCGCAGGCCGCCGAGCACUCGCCUCGCGCUUCCCGGGCGCUCUCGCGCUUUCCGAGGCGAGCGCGCUCCCGGCCCGCGCGCUCCGGGCUCUGGCUUUUCCCGGCUCCCGUCAGUGCGGUGACUGCGCUGGGAAACAUGGCGACCGAGGGAAUGAUCCUCACUAACCACGACCAUCAAAUCCGGGUCGGAGUCCUCACAGUGAGUGAUAGUUGCUUCAGGAAUCUUGCAGAAGAUCGCAGUGGGAUAAAUCUCAAAGAUCUUGUACAAGAUCCUUCUUUGUUGGGUGGGACUAUAUCAGCAUACAAGAUAGUACCAGAUGAAAUAGAAGAAAUCAAGGAAACCCUGAUAGAUUGGUGUGAUGAAAAGGAACUUAAUUUGAUACUAACAACUGGAGGAACAGGGUUUGCACCACGAGAUGUCACUCCAGAGGCCACAAAAGAAGUAAUAGAACGGGAAGCGCCAGGGAUGGCCCUGGCAAUGCUGAUGGGAUCACUUAAUGUUACACCUCUGGGCAUGCUCUCUAGGCCUGUAUGUGGAAUCAGAGGGAAAACUCUCAUAAUUAACUUGCCAGGUAGCAAGAAAGGAUCUCAGGAAUGCUUUCAGUUCAUACUGCCAGCCCUACCUCAUGCCAUUGACCUUUUACGUGAUGCCAUUGUAAAAGUAAAAGAAGUGCAUGAUGAACUUGAAGAUUUACCUUCCCCACCACCACCUCUUUCCCCUCCUCCCACAACUAGCCCCCAUAAACAGACAGAAGACAAAGGGGUUCAAUGUGAAGAAGAGGAAGAAGAGAAGAAAGACAGUGGUGUUGCUUCAACAGAAGAUAGUUCUUCAUCACAUAUAACUGCAGCAGCCAUUGCGGCCAAGAAGCAUCCAUUCUACACCAGUCCUGCUGUUAUCAUGGCACACGGUGAGCAGCCCAUCCCUGGUCUCAUCAGUUAUUCCCAUGAUGCAACAGGCAGUGCAGAGGAACCGAUUCCAGACUCCAUCAUUUCUCGUGGCGUUCAGGUGCUCCCACGAGACACAGCCUCCCUCAGCACUACUCCUUCAGAAUCUCCUCGUGCUCAGGCUACAUCUCGCCUUUCUACAGCUUCCUGCCCAACACCAAAACAAAUUAGACGGCCGGAUGAAAGCAAAGGAGUUGCUAGUAGAGUUGGAUCCCUCAAAGUCCAGUCCAGGUGCAGCAGCAAGGAGAACAUUCUCAGAGCCAGUCACAGUGCUGUCGAUAUCACCAAGGUGGCUAGAAGACACCGCAUGUCUCCUUUUCCUCUAACAUCUAUGGACAAAGCCUUUAUCACAGUCCUGGAGAUGACUCCGGUGCUUGGGACAGAAAUCAUCAACUACCGAGAUGGAAUGGGGCGAGUCCUUGCUCAAGAUGUAUAUGCAAAAGACAACCUACCCCCGUUCCCAGCAUCAGUAAAAGAUGGCUAUGCUGUCCGAGCUGCCGAUGGCCCAGGAGAUCGUUUCAUCAUUGGGGAAUCCCAAGCUGGUGAACAGCCGACUCAGACAGUAAUGCCAGGACAAGUCAUGCGGGUUACAACAGGUGCUCCAAUCCCCUGUGGUGCUGAUGCAGUAGUACAAGUGGAAGAUACUGAACUGAUCAGGGAAUCUGAUGAUGGCACUGAGGAGCUUGAAGUACGAAUUCUGGUGCAAGCUCGGCCAGGCCAAGAUAUCAGACCCAUUGGCCAUGACAUUAAAAGAGGGGAGUGCGUUUUGGCCAAAGGAACCCACAUGGGCCCCUCAGAGAUUGGUCUUCUGGCAACUGUAGGUGUCACAGAGGUUGAAGUUAAUAAGUUUCCAGUGGUUGCAGUCAUGUCAACAGGGAAUGAGCUGCUAAAUCCUGAAGAUGACCUCUUACCAGGAAAGAUUCGAGACAGCAAUCGUUCAACCCUCUUAGCAACAAUUCAGGAACAUGGUUACCCCACAAUCAACUUGGGAAUUGUGGGAGACAACCCAGAUGACUUACUCAAUGCCUUGAAUGAGGGUAUCAGUCGUGCUGAUGUCAUCAUCACAUCAGGGGGUGUGUCCAUGGGGGAAAAGAUUUGUUUCCAGGAGGCCUCUCUCACUACUGUGGCGGGAAUAAAUUGGAGGAGGGCAGGAGUGUUGGCAGAGAGACCUAUUUCAGUAAUUCAGGACUAUCUCAAGCAGGUGCUGGACAUUGAUCUUCAUGCCCAGAUCCAUUUUGGCAGGGUUUUUAUGAAACCAGGCCUGCCAACGACAUUUGCAACUUUGGAUAUUGAUGGUGUAAGAAAAAUAAUCUUUGCACUACCAGGGAAUCCUGUGUCAGCUGUGGUCACCUGCAAUCUCUUUGUUGUGCCUGCACUGAGAAAGAUGCAAGGCAUCUUGGAUCCUCGGCCAACCAUCAUCAAAGCCAGGUUAUCAUGUGAUGUAAAACUGGAUCCUCGCCCAGAAUACCAUCGGUGUAUACUGACUUGGCAUCACCAAGAACCACUACCUUGGGCACAGAGUACAGGUAAUCAGAUGAGCAGCCGUCUGAUGAGCAUGCGCAGCGCCAACGGAUUAUUGAUGCUUCCUCCAAAGACAGAGCAGUACGUGGAGCUCCACAAGGGCGAGGUGGUGGACGUCAUGGUCAUCGGGCGGCUAUGAUGGUCACCAGCGGGAGAAAGCUCUGAUGCAUGUCUACAUAUCAUUGACUGUAUCCUGUAAUAUGCAAGGGCACAGCUAGUUUUUCUGAUUUGGAUAAAAGUUGAUCUGUAUGGUCAACAUCUUGAACUAUAUUUCAAAAGAAUUUAAAUACCUUUUAAAGAAAAAAACACCUAAAAAUCUUAACAGACAACUCUAUUCUGAUUAUAUCAAAGCAAAUUUUUCCUUUCCUGCAAAUUGCUUUGUGUGUUCAAUGCUAGGUCUGAUAGCGAUAGCUUUUAGUAGACAGCAGUAGGUGCCUGCAGAACUUGUGUUUUUCUCAUCUUUAAAAUACAACUACUUAUGCUCUUAAAUCAAGGCUGUCUGCUUAUUUAUACUAGCAUAGGCAACACUUGGAUUUCCCUUCUUAGUAUGCUUCAUAACCGCUUUACAGAGAGCUUUUGCUUGUUCUUUAUCAUGUAUCUCGUGUUUAUGUGCACAGUGCCAAAUAGAGAGUGACUGGGUGGCGGCCCUGCCCUGCCUCAAGGAGAACCAUCCCCGCAGAGCGUUCGGGGGUGGGGGGGCCUCGCAUCCCAGUAGCCUCAUGGCACAGUACUCUUGGGCAGUAACUGGAUACCUUUUAUUUGAACAAACAAACUGGGGGGAAAAAAUGCUUCCUUAAGUGCUGACAGCCUUUUUAACCAAUACAUUUAAAAUUGUACAGAACAAAAAAUAAAAUCAAAGACUGAUCUUGUACAGAUAUUAGUGUUACCAGCAUUCAUGUGGAAAUCAAGAGCAAAGAAAAAACAAUGUUAAACAACUCUGUACCAUAACAUUUUCUGUAAUGAUACUGAAACUUAAUGAAUAAA